AUGGCAACGAUCGAUCCCACCUCAGGCACGUCCCCUGUGACUCAACCAGACCCUCCGCUGGCGUCCAGCAACGUCUCUCCUGUAUUCGACCCUCAAAAGGUCACGGUUCUCUUCAUCCUCGGCGGACCUGGCGCUGGCAAAGGCACACAAUCCGCCAAUUUGGUGCGGGAUUUCGGAUUUGUACACCUUUCGGCGGGGGAUCUGCUGAGAGAAGAGCAAAAUAACCCGGAAAGCAAAUAUGGGCAACUCAUCAAGGACUACAUCAAAGAAGGGCUCAUCCUGCCAAUGGAAGUUACGGUCAAGCUUCUGGAGAAUGCAAUGCGGGCAAACUUGCAAGAUGACGGCGCAGGCAAAUUCUUGAUCGACGGAUUCCCUCGCAAGAUGGACCAAGCUGUCUUUUUCGAGCAAACUGUAUGCCCUUCCAAAUGUACAGUCUUCCUUGACUGCCCGGAGGAAGUGAUGAGGGCGCGGUUGUUGAACAGAGGCAAGACGAGCGGCAGAUCGGAUGACAACGAAGAGAGCAUUGUCAAGAGGUUCAAGACAUUUGUCGAGACGAGCAUGCCGGUGGUGGAUCACUUUGCCCAGGAGGGUAGAGUGAUCAAGGUAUCUGCGGAUGCGACAGUCGACGAGGUGUACGAGCGUCUCGUCAAGGCUCUAGAAGAAAAGGGCAUCUCGCCAGCGCAGCCCGCCCCGGAGCAGAAGCACAUGCCGACCGAAAGUUCAUGA
Molecule: messenger RNA, 726 nt
Organism: Exophiala spinifera
Lineage: Eukaryota; Fungi; Ascomycota; Eurotiomycetes; Chaetothyriales; Herpotrichiellaceae
Exons: 1
Coding region: 1-726 (241 amino acids)
Biological process (GO): 'de novo' pyrimidine nucleobase biosynthetic process; UDP biosynthetic process; CDP biosynthetic process
Cellular component (GO): nucleus; cytoplasm
Molecular function (GO): UMP kinase activity; ATP binding
Source: RefSeq, a predicted model, not a curated record